ACGUCAUUUUCAUGAGUGGUUCUAUUUUUAUAGCGUUUUGAAACUUAAACUUUAAUUAUAAUCACCCUGUAUUUCGAAGUUUUAAAUGUUUUGUCCAGAAUUCACGAAAUUGCUACGUAGCAUCCUUAAUCGUCCAGGGCGUGGCAUUUGUUUAUUAAAUAAACAGAUCUAUCUGUAAACUGAGUCAUCGCAUGUCGUCAGUCACAAAGAUUGCAAAGAUCAUACAUAAAAAAAGUGAGAGUGAGAUCUGCGUUCUGAUUGGCUAACUGUCUAUGUAUACAUAUCUUAUCGUAGAUACUGAAGUAAAUAAUACCGAAUAAUAACAACUGCGAAUUUAGCAAGACAUAGUCUACAAAUGAAUAUGAAUAUGGAUGACAUCGAACUCAGAAACAUCGAACCAGAUCAACCUCUGAUUCGGUCAUUGUCUCGAGCAGAAUCCUUUACUCAUCAGGAUGACCAGAUAGACACAGAAUAUGGCACAGUUACUGUAGCAGUUCAUGGUGAAAAAAAUAAACCAGCAAUUUUGACAUACCAUGACAUAGGAUUAAACCAUAUAUCCAACUUCCAAGCAUUCUUUAAUUUUGUGGACAUGCGAAUUUUAAUGCAGAGCUUUUCAAUUUAUCAUGUGAAUGCCCCAGGGCAGUCAGAAGGUGCUCCGAAUUUACCUGAAAAUUUUAUAUAUCCCACAAUGGAUCAACUAGCUGAGACUUUAAUUCCUGUAAUGAAAUUUUAUGGCUUAAAACACUUUGUUGGAUUGGGUGUUGGAGCUGGUGCUAAUAUUCUUGCUCGAUUUGCGUUGGCACACCCAGAUUGUGUGGAUGGAUUGUUUCUCAUAAAUCCUACUUGUACAGUAUCUAGCUGGACUGAAUGGGGCUAUCAAAAGUUAAAUGCUAUGCAUUUACGUUCAGCUGGAAUGACUGCCUCAACACUGGAUUAUUUAAUGUGGCAUCAUUUUGGACGGCAAAUAGAAGAAAGAAGCCAUGAUCUGAUCCAAGUAUAUCGACAAUAUUUUAGUACUUCAGUCAAUGCAUAUAAUCUCUCUCUGUUUAUUGAUUCAUUUAUAAAGCGUACAGAUUUGGGCAUUGUCCGUGAAAUGGAUCCAUUAAAGAAAAAAGAGGCAAAAAAUUUUAAGUGUCAUGUUCUUCUGCUUUGUGGAGAUAUGUCCCCUCAUCUAGAAGAUAGUGUAACCAUGAACAGUCGUCUUGAUCCAACGAAUUCUACUUGGAUGAAGCUGUCUAACUGUGGAAUGGUUUUAGAAGAAGAGCCAGCUAAAGUCAGUGAAGCUCUUCGUUAUUUCUUGCAAGGGCUUGGUUAUGCUCUCAAUCAGUAUCGCCGUAAAUCAUCAGCUGCUUCAUCACUCAGUUGUGAAGAAUCAUCUACUGUGGAAGAGAUUAAGAAUUUCAACUUAAAGCAUGUCAGUAUAGAAGAAAAAUAAAACUACAGCUUUAAAUUCUAUCAUGCCAAAGUCCGCACAUUCCAGAGGCAGCUCACCAACCAGAUUAGAGGUGCACAUUGUGGAAAAUCCUAUCAACAAUCUUGAUGUUCCUUGCUGAUAAGCAUUAAAGAUGACAGUUUCUCAUCUACUUCACCAGCAUCGAGGAAAGGCAUGUUUUCAUAGACUAGUCGAAUUACUCUUUUGAGCAUUUUCAAAAACAAAACAAAAAAAAAAAGUAUGUACCAUAAAUUAGUCGGCAGAGUCAUAGUUUUUUUUUAUUGAUAAUAUUUGGUACAUAGUGCUUUAUUUUGAUUACAUUUACAUCUGUUCUGUUGUUUAUAAAAGAACUAUAUUUAAAAGUUUAGAGUUUGUGAAUAUUAUUAGACAUGUAUUGUUUUCAAAGUGCAUUUGACUGCUGUAUAAACAUAAAAUACAUUCUUCUUAUAGAUCUGUAAACCAAUUUAUUUCUUGUGUUCUGUAGCUGCAUUUAUUUAUUUAUAUUCUUCAAGUUUUUAUCAUAAUUUUAAAAUUAUUAGAAGAGCUGUUCAAAAUUCUUUAGUGAGAAUAUAUUCAAUUUUAAUUAAUUAACUGGAUUGUAGUUUAUUAUUUUAAUCAUUCUGAGAGUUUUUCUGUUUUUAAAGAUGAAUACUACUUAAGGGUACUGUGAAAAAAAUAUUUAAUGUUGACAUUUAUAAUUAUUUGAAAAACUGUAACUAUCUGUAAAAGAUAUAUUACCAUAAAAAGUGUAGUCUUAAAAAAUGGGUGAUUAUAGAAAGGGAAUCUGUAAUUUUGUUUAUUUAAUUUCUUAAUUUAGAAGUAUGGUAUUUGAUAAUAGUUUUACUAUUAUUAAAUGUUUGUAAAUUAAAGACACAUAAUAUGCAAAUUUCAGAAUUUUUAUGAAACUUGUAUUAUGUAUACAGUGUCCGAGUUUAUUAUAGAUGUGGUAUCAUUUUUAGCAAUAAGGUUACAUUAAAAUUAAAAAAUGGAAAUCCUUAAUUUUUUCUAUAAACUGCUUUAGGUUUAUUGAUAUUUUCAUUUCAUCGUUCUCUGAUAAGCUAGGAAUGUUGUUGAAUAUUAAUUUCAGAUAUUAUUAAAAAAGCUAUGUUGUAAGAAUAGCAAAGACUAAUAAAAGAGAAUAAAAUAAAAAUUUGCAAGCUCUUAGACUUGAUUUUAAAACUUUCUGUAUAAUAAGAUGUUACAAAAAUUAUGUUUUUUUUUAAUUUAUUUUAAUGGUUUGUCAUCUUUGUGUGUUGAGAGCAUGAAAGUUGAAGUUUAAUUAGAAAUAUUAAUUACUAAUCAUUUCGUAUUUUAGGAAUGUGAAAAUGUUUUUAAAAAAUAUAUAAACUUUUAAGUAGCUCAUUUUGCUGUGCAUCUGAGUAUUGUACAAUAAAUUCCAAUAAUCUGCUUAA
Messenger RNA from Stegodyphus dumicola, 2844 nucleotides. Its product is annotated as protein NDRG3-like. The record is from RefSeq and is a predicted model, not a curated record. Lineage: Eukaryota; Metazoa; Arthropoda; Arachnida; Araneae; Eresidae.